AUGGUUACUACUGUCCAGAGCUAUCUCCACAACGUAGAGCUGCUGAGAGAUCAAACAGGUGCUCAUGUAGAAGUAGCAACUCAAGGAAUUCAAGAAUUUGUGCAAGAUCCAAACUCAAUUUUUAUUUUGUGCCAAAUCAUUUCUAGUAAUGCGAAUACUAUUUUUAAAAUGCACGCCAUUAUCAGUAUAAUCAAUUAUAUAAAGGAAAACAAUGAAUUCGACGAAGAAUAUUUGGAACAAUUUAAGAAUUUACUAAUAUCACUUUUUACUCCAGAAAAUAUCGAAUUAAAUCAGUUACUCGUUGAGGCAGCACGCAAUUUAGUCAAAAAAAUCAAUGGUGAAUGGUUGGAAUUAAUUAAUUUAGCGUUUGUAUCAGAUUCUGACAAAGAAUACAAGUACGAAUUAAUCAAUUCGAUUAUUGCUGAUUAUUAUCCUGACUAUUUGAAGUCAAAUUUACCAAUUAUUUUUGAUUUAGUCAGAGAUGGCAUAGAAUCAGGUAAAGAAGAGACGAUUCUUGGCUGCAUUAAAGUUUCCUACAAUUUGUUCAUUAAAGUUCCCGGUUCCCAUCAACAAUUUCAGGAAUUGACAACAAAAAUUCGCGAAAUUCUUAAUUCUUCCAUUGAAGAGAACCAAUUUUCUAUACUAGAUAAGCUUGUUGCACUCGAUGAAAAGAUUCUUUGGAUUUUUAUUGAAGAUCAAUCUUUUCAACUAAUUUUAGAGAAAUUAUUGAACCAAGAGUUGACAUUUGACAUAAAAUACAAGUUCAAUGCUCUGUUGUCUACAUUAUUACCCCUUAAAAUCGAUAAUUUGUCCCCAGAAUUGUUAGAUCAAAUUUUAAACUUCGAAGUAUUCUUUGCAAUGGACUCAUUCUCACAGGAAUACUCAUACAAUCUCAUUAUGAUGGAUUUCGUCAAUAUUACUAAGCUAAUUCUCUCAACAAUUCCAAUGAAAUUUUUACAAGAAAUGGUUGAGACAAAAUUCAAUGAGUUGAUUGAAAACAACACGAGGGAAAUAGUUUGUAUCGGUUUACUCUUAAUGGCUACAGGAAUCAAAACUUAUCCAACAAUUUUCUCAAAUUACGCCCCGCAAGUGUUCAAAACUGUUGUAGAGAGUCUUGUAUCUGAUGACCAAUACAUAGCAUCAACGUGCGCCUUUAUUUUGAUCUAUGUAAAGUUAUUUGAAGAUUAUAUUAAAAUUAAUUUCGAAACUGUGUGGGCAAACACAGAACAAUACAUCUCACAGAGCUCAGAUGUCUCUCUAACAACAAAUAUAUUACAAAUCUUGUCAGAAUGCGCUUCAGAUAACCCAGAAACUGUAAUUCAACUUGUUAAUUGGUGUUUUAGCGAAAUGGAGAAAGCUCCAGACCCUAAUACUUAUACACCAAUGCUUAUGAACCUCGUAACUAAUCUUAGAGACUUAGAAGCUCUUCAAAAUAUUUAUAAUCAAAUUUAUGAGCUAAUAAGUAAUAACAAAGACAAUUAUUCCUUGUUCAUACUGAUACUUGGCCAGAUCAUGCGCUAUUUGUCCGCUUUCGACUUCUUCCAAGAGAAUUUAGAAGGAUUAGUUAAAAUGAUCGAAACUUUCAUCAAAUCUUCCGACUUGUACCUGAACAGCCUUGCAAUAGAGGUGACAGGAAACAUAUUGGACAACAUAAAAGAUAUCGAAAUCAUUAAAAUUUUGUAUAAUGAUAUAAAACCGUUCGCGGACAUGCUUGAUCGUAAUUGUUCUCAGUACGAACAUAACGUAUAUUGCUCAGCUUACUCAUUUUGCGUAUCUUUUCUUAGGUAUUGCGUUUAUGAAUUUAGAAAUGAAAAUAUUAAUUUUGACUCUCCAGAGAAUAUCGGGUUUUUCGUUAACAAAGGAAUGCUUGGAUUGGAAGUAGGUCACGAGGAAGAGAUUAUUUCCGUUCUAAAUAUCAUUCUUUCCAAAUUAAUUAACUGUAAUAACUCAAAAGACGAAGGAUUAACGAAUGUGCUUGCCAGUUUGCUAGAAAAACUAAUUAGCAUGGAUUUUGACGACGGAGUAUGCAUUUGUCUCUCUGAUAUUCAUGGUUUACACCCAGAAUUAUUUGAUGAAAAUUGUUCAAAUGUAAUUUUGACAAAAAGUGACAAAUGUUUUGAAGAAAUUUUAGGAAAACAACAAUUAACACCUGAUUUAGUUAACAUACACUCCAAUACAAUAUAUAAUAUUUCCAGAAUCCUGAAAACUGUUUCAGAUGAAGAUAAAAAAUCUGAAUUGUGUCUGAAAUAUUAUAAUUUGUAUGCAAACUAUGUUAACGAUGACCAGUUAAGUGCCUACUACAAAUUGUUAUGGAUUUAUUUGAUUUUGACAUUAGAUUGUGUAGUUUUUUCUUUUUUGGACCAAGAAAACUUUUUGUUCAUUGAAUCUUUCUUGUUAUCGAAUCUCCUCGAAUCAGACAAUGCUGCAUCAAUCAUUGUAGCAAAUAUCGCUGAUUCUUGUUUGAAAGCUUAUAAUUUUCAGAAAUCUUCAAUGAUUACAAAAGAAAAAUGGAUAACAACAAUAUCAGAGAAACUAAAUAAUACUGAUGAAACAAAUAAAAUCGAAAUAACAAUGAGAGAAAAAUUGUUGUCACUUUUGAUAUCGUUUUCACUUUUGUAUGGACAGAAUUAUGACAAAGAACUGUUGAAGAACGCUUUGACGAAUGUGUUACCAAUAAGAUAUGAGUUCAAUGUUCUUCCGACAAUCAGUUCUUCGUUGAAUGUCCUGCAAAUGACUGGUGUUGACAUGACAGAAAUUUUCAGAAAACUGAUAAUUCAGUUCGCUGUUCCUAGAUACCAGAGAGAGAAGAUGGAUUGCGAGGAAGUAUUGAUUUACACAUUCGCUACUCCUAUGAAAAAUUUCUUGGCGUCGUUAGGUGAAGAAGCAGAGAAUUUCAUCAGAGAAACAUUGAAUAACAACGAAUUGUCAAUUUUCUAUUUGAAUCUCUUCUUCCAAGAAUCUGACAAAGCUUGGGCACAAAUGAUGGCUGGAUUCAACGACGUGAAUACUGGAGAAGUUUACGAUUUGUCUGGUGAGGAAACUUAA
This is a messenger RNA of Trichomonas vaginalis G3, 3045 nucleotides long. RefSeq names its product armadillo (ARM) repeat-containing protein family. NCBI's taxonomy places the organism in Eukaryota, Parabasalia, Trichomonadida, Trichomonadidae. The transcript has a single exon. The record is from RefSeq and is a predicted model, not a curated record. Bases 1 to 3045 code for a protein of 1014 amino acids.